UGGCCAAGUGUGAGUUCUUCAACGCAGGAGGCAGCAUUAAGGACAGAAUCGCUCUGCGGAUGGUGGAGGACGCUGAGAGAGAAGGGAUCCUCAAACCAGGGGACACAAUCAUUGAGCCCACUUCUGGAAACACGGGAAUCGGCCUUGCUCUCCUAGCAGCUGUGAAAGGCUACCGCUGCAUUAUUGCAAUGCCUGAGAAGAUGAGUAUGGAGAAGGUGGAUGUGCUAAAGGCUCUCGGAGCAGAAAUUGUUCGGACUCCUACAUCUGCAGCGUUUGAUUCAGCGGAGUCUCACAUUCGCACAGCUUGGAGGUUAAGGAGUGAGAUUCCAAACUCGCACAUCCUGGACCAGUACCGUAACGCCAGUAACCCCCUGGCUCACUAUGAUACAACGGCUGAAGAAAUCCUGGAGCAGUGUGAUGGUAAACUGGACAUGCUUGUGGCCGGAGCCGGCACAGGUGGUACGCUCACUGGUAUCGCUCGAAAACUAAAGGAGAAGUGCCCCAAUGUCAAGAUAAUCGGUGUGGAUCCUGAGGGCUCUUCGCUGGUACAGACUGAAGAACAUGAAAGUGCUCAUUUUGAGGUUGAGGGUAUUGGAUAUGACUUUAUACCCACUGUUCUGGAUAGAUCUCUCGUAUACAAGUGGUACAAAUCAAGUGAUAAGGAAACGUUUAACAUGGCACGCAAACUAAUAAGAGAGGAAGGCCUUCUCUGUGGUGGAAGUUCUGGCUCAGCGAUGGCGGCGGCAGUGAAGAUGGCUCAGCAGCUGGAGGAGGGACAGCGCUGCGUGGUCAUCCUGCCAGACUCUGUUCGUAACUACAUGUCUAAGUUCUUGUGCGAUCAGUGGAUGUGUGAGAAAGGUUUCCUGGAGAAUCCAAGUGAGGUCAAACCCUGGUGGUGGGACCUGACCAUCCACAGCUUACACCUGUCCAACCCUCUGAUCAUUGCACCAUUCCUUUCCUGCCAAGAAGUCAUCAAGAUGCUGAGAGAGAAGGGCUUCGAUCAGGCGCCGGUCCUCGAUCAUUCUGGUGAACUCCUUGGGAUGGUGACGCUGGGAACCAUCAUGUCCAGUGUGCAGGAUGGAAAGGCCAAACUGUCAGAUCCUGUCAGCACGAUGCUCUGCAAGGACUUCAGACAGGUGCACCUGACAGACAAACUGGGGAAGUUAUCCUGCAUUCUCAAAACACAAACCUAUGCGCUGGUGGUGAACGAUCACACCAAGUGUGGUUCAGUUCGUCCGAUGCAGAAGGUGUUGGGCGUCAUAACAACCAUUGACCUCCUGAACUUCCUCACCACACAGGAGGACCAUCAACACCCAUAGUCCUAAAGUUUGCUGUCGGCACAGUAAAACUGAAAAUCAAUGAGAAUAGUUCUGCUUUUAAAGGAUUUAUUAAUAACAUCAUAUUUAAAAAAAACUUGCUUUAUUUGAUCCUUCUGUUUUGUCUUUCAACAUUGCAGCUGUAGGUCAGUAUUUUUAAACCAUAGUAAAACCUGAUUAGUUCAGUAUUGUAGUUUGUUGAUCCAUUUGUAGAAAAAAAAAAAAUUAAGAUUUGUUCAUAUUUGAGGUAUGAUCUUUGUAAUGUAGAAAUCUUGACUGGUGACAGAGAUAACUGAUUUAGAGAUGAAGUGUAUUUAUAUUAACUCACAAUAAGCUGUUCUGCCUGAUUCAGUGAGAGACUUGAUUAAAUCAGAUCUUUGAAAAUAUAUGCAUAGUAAUUAGAGUAAAAACAGACACUUUAAAACUUUUUUUUUAUUGUUUACUAACUAAGUUUUUAUAUUGUGAAGUUCCUACGUUUUAGGGCUGUUUUUAUUCUUAUAAACCUAGCUGGAAGCAGAGGGAUUAAUGUCGCCACCUAGUGGGCAAAUUGUGGUAGUUAAGUAAAACGAUGUUUGACUAUAUAGUAAAGUUCAGGCUUUCUUUCCUAAUUUUGCUUCUAUAAACUUUCAUUUGAAUUAAAAAUAGUCAAAUAAUAAAUAUUUUGAUAGAAGUUGUCUUCAUCUCAUUAAUAUCCAAACAUUUAACGUUUCAGUCCCCUGUGACAUUCUUCUUUUAUAUGUUGUCUAUGGACGGUUCUGUAAAAAAAUUAAUUUGCACCUUAGCACAUGUCUUAUUUGGUUGUUUUUUUGUAUUUGGAAAA
Molecule: messenger RNA, 2136 nt
Organism: Cyprinodon variegatus (sheepshead minnow)
Lineage: Eukaryota; Metazoa; Chordata; Actinopteri; Cyprinodontiformes; Cyprinodontidae
Product: cystathionine beta-synthase-like
Exons: 12
Coding region: 60-1319 (419 amino acids)
Cellular component (GO): cytoplasm
Molecular function (GO): cysteine synthase activity; cystathionine beta-synthase activity
Source: RefSeq, a predicted model, not a curated record